CGACGUAACCCCACCUUGGAAUGACUGAACAGAAACCCUGGUGCUCUCGGCACCUGCAAGCAAGGCAGCCAACAUGAGGCAAGGCGGGCGGGCAGUCAGACCAGAAAAGAGUGUAGUUCUUCCUCAAGUGACAUUCUCCUACCCAUUGCCGUAAACUCUUUUGUGAUACCCAGCCCGUCCCGCCCGCAUCCUGAUUGAAUCCCCCGCCAGACCAGCUCCAUCAGGUUACAUACUGUAAACUUCAUCGACCGCAACCUUUGCGCCAGCCCCGUAUAUAUCUUCACAACAACAUCGACGAAGAAGCCCAUUCUACAAAGGAGGGCAGAUUAUCCUAUCGAAGCAACUGCUUCAUUCAGUCACGACAAACCUCCUCCCGUUCCCGAAAGCGACAUCAUGACCCGAUACAAAAGCACCCCCCUCUACGGCGGCGCUCUGGUCAGCGACUUGCCCGACAAGUUCGCCGACGUCAGCAAACUCCGCGAGGUCCCCGACAACCAAGAAGUCUGGAUCGACUCGGACGGCUUCACAAGCAUAAUCUUUGACAUCACAGAACGCGUCGGCCCCGCCGGCUCCAGCCCCGAAAUCGACGGCCGCGCCCUGACGACGCACCUCGAGGAGCUCGUCGGCGAGGAGGACGUCGACACCGUCAAGGUGUGGAACACCACCGAGACCUCCUUUUCGCGCCUCAGCACCGAUAUCCCAGCCUACACCCUCAUCGCGACGCAGACCCCGCAUGUCUCCAAGUCUUCUUCCUCAAGGUCGUCGUCGGCGCCUGAUUUUACGGCUAUUAUUCUUACGCUUGUAAGGCUUGAGAAGGAGUCGACUGAUAUUUUGGUGACGAUUAAUGUGCCGCAUAUCAAGGGCGAGUAUGAUGAGGCUGAUGUUGAUUUGGAGCUGGGUAAGCAGGGAAAGUUGAUUGGGGAUGCGGUUGAGUAUGCUGCGCGGAUUUGGGAGACGUUCAAGGUCAAGGACUGGACUCUGUUCCAGGAGGUUUGAGAGAGGAGGAGAAGAGGGUUCGAUAAAAGGCAAGGGAAGAAGGAAGGGUCAUCCCCAGAGUGGAAGACGGAUGGAAGUGUUGGGGGAAGAUACACACCCCACGAAAAGCAGUUGACAGGUUUGGGUAUUCCCCUUUCCCCGCCACGGACGUCAACGCGAGGAAGGAGGAUGGUGAAAGUUGACGAUGAUGCGAGAUGAUAGCCACGCCAUCUCCUAGGUUCUUUAGGUUUUACUGGUUGAAUUAUUCUAUGCCGAGAAUUAUGAUAACUAUCAAAAAAUUAAAGUGAAGUUUAUGAUUGUCUAUAUCCAAA
Colletotrichum phormii is the source of this 1307-nucleotide messenger RNA. RefSeq names its product ran-interacting Mog1 protein. The transcript is spliced from 2 exons. The record is from RefSeq and is a predicted model, not a curated record. Gene Ontology annotation, cellular component: nucleus. The coding region runs from base 394 to 996 and encodes 200 amino acids. Lineage: Eukaryota; Fungi; Ascomycota; Sordariomycetes; Glomerellales; Glomerellaceae. Gene Ontology annotation, molecular function: guanyl-nucleotide exchange factor activity; small GTPase binding. Gene Ontology annotation, biological process: protein import into nucleus.